This is a messenger RNA of Prunus armeniaca (apricot), 1230 nucleotides long. NCBI's taxonomy places the organism in Eukaryota, Viridiplantae, Streptophyta, Magnoliopsida, Rosales, Rosaceae. The record is from the annotation of a GenBank genome assembly.
AUGUCUCAUCCAGCAGAUUCCCCGUCUUGGAAACUUGUUGAUGAUAAAUGGCCCAAGUUUGGUAAAGAGCUGAGAAACUUGAGAUUGGCUCUCUCAUCUGAUGGAUUCAAUCCCCACAGUUCUUUAAGUAGCAGAUACAAUUGUUGGCCAGUUAUCUUAGUUACAUAUAAUCUCCCACCAUGGCUAUGCAUGAAACUGAAGUUCAUGAUGUUAACCUCAUUGAUUUCCGGUCCUAAACAGCCUGGAAAUGAUAUAGAAGUCUACUUAGAGCCUUUGAUUGAUGAUUUAAAAUCUCUGUGGGAUGGGAUUAGAGGAGUGUAUGAUGCACAUAUAACAGAAUACUUUACACUCAGAGGUGUAUUACUAUGGACAAUUAAUGAUUUUCCUGCCUAUGACAACUUAUCUAAUUGUGUCAUUAAAGGAUAUAAAGCUUGUCCAAUAUGCGGCGAUGAUACACCUAGUCACAGGUUGAAAAAUGGUCACAAAAUUUGUUACAUUGGGCAUAGAAAAUGGUUACCAAUCAAUCAUCCAUAUCGGAAGCAGCGUUCAACUUUUAAUGGGAAACCUGAAUAUGGCACGCCUCCCGAGCCAUUAACCGGAGAAGAAGUGUUGCAUAUGGUUGAAGAUAUUAAUUACAUAAGGGGCUCAAAAAAUGGGGGAAGUGUUGGUGAGAAUGAUGGUGACAGAGUUUGUUGGAAGAAGAAAUCAAAAUUCUUUGAUCUCGAGUAUUGGAAAUACCUCCAUGUGAGGCAUGUCCUAGAUAUUAUGCAUAUUGAGAAGAAUGUUUGCGAUAGUAUCAUUGGUACAUUGCUGGAGAGCCCUAGAAAAAAUAAAGAUGGGAUUGCUGCUUGGUUAGAAUUAUUGAACAUAGGGGUCAAAACUGAUUUGCAACUUGAGUAUGGACAAAGACGUACUCGCUUGCCUCCAGGGCCUUGGAAUUUGUCAAGAGAAGAGAAGAGAGCGGUUUGCAAUUCUUUCUAUGGUAUGAAGGUCCCUGAAGGUUAUUGUUCAGAUAUAAAAAAUCUUGUAUCUUUAAAAGAUUCAAGACUUCUUGGACUUAAAUAUCAUGAUUGUCAUACCUUGAUGCAACAAUUGCUCCCUGUGGCAAUUCGUUCUGUUUUGGAGAAGCCUGCAAGUAUAGUUGGAGUGCCUUCAAGCCAGAAGAUAGGAGUUUCGAAGCCAUUAUCAGGUUGCACAGUAAGCUUAGUUGAUCGGGACUUGUUGAACUAG